Messenger RNA from Galleria mellonella (greater wax moth), 1762 nucleotides. Its product is annotated as nitric oxide synthase-interacting protein homolog. Gene Ontology annotation, molecular function: ubiquitin protein ligase activity. The coding region runs from base 279 to 1157 and encodes 292 amino acids. The transcript has 2 exons. Lineage: Eukaryota; Metazoa; Arthropoda; Insecta; Lepidoptera; Pyralidae. The record is from RefSeq and is a predicted model, not a curated record. Gene Ontology annotation, cellular component: nucleus.
AAUUACUUGCUUUAUUUAUUGCUGAAUCCACAUAUUAUGAUGGCUAAAUAGGCCUUUAACCAGUUUCUUUAGUCUGUGAUUUUGAAAAUUUUGUUAGAAUUUUUAUUCAUAAUUUUGUGUGCGAGUUUGCUAAAAUUGGAUCUUAAUGUAUUACGAUAAUAUAAUACUGAACUAAUAGUAGGUAUUAUAAUCAUUUUGCAAUAAUUCGAACAAUAAUAUAUCAGUUUAUAUUUAUCAAUAAACGGGAUAAGCAUUAUUAUAGGUAAUUGUAAAACAAAAUGACUCGACAUGCACGGAAUUGUACAGCUGGAGCCGUCUACACCUACCAUGAGAAGAAAAAGGACGCUGCAGCCUCUGGUUACGGAACACAGAGUGAGCGAGUCGGCAAAGAUUCCGUGAAGAACUUCGAUUGUUGCAGCUUAACUUUACAACCUUGCAGGAAUCCAGUCGUCACUAAAGAAGGUUACUUGUUUGACAAAGAGGCUAUCUUGGAAUACAUAGUUUCGAAGAAGACAGAAUAUACGCGAAAGUUGAAGAACUAUGAAAAACAAUUGAAGAAGGAGGAUGCAGAGAAAGCUGAGUUAGCAGCAGCAGAGAAAGAGGCAAAUUUGAUUAAAUUCAUGAAUAGAGAGAAAAAUAUAUCCUCUAAUAGCACUUCUAAGUCUUCGGCAUCUCCGUCCACUUCUAACUCGGUUUCCAAUUUGGCAAAUGGCAAAGACAAGGAACUUCCUAGUUUUUGGGUGCCAUCUCAGCUUCCUGAUGCUAAGGUGUCUAAACUUGAGAAACCGGAUUCAACAGUGUACUGUCCUAUUAGUGGUAAGCCAUUGAAGAUGAAGGAUCUAAUAGAAGUGAAAUGGACUCUAGUAAAUGAUCCUGAUGACAAGAAAUCACUUAUAGCCAAGGAGAACAGAUACAUGUGCCCUGUGACACAUGACAUCUUGAGUAAUGCAGUGCCUUGUGCUGUUAUCAGAACAACUGGCCAUGUUGUCACAAUGGAAUGUGUCGAGAAGAUCAUAAAAAAGGACUGGCUCCAUCCUCUGACUGGAGACAAGCUGAAGGAGAAAGACAUCAUACCAAUGCAACGAGGAGGCACUGGUUAUGCCCUCACCAACCAGAAUUUAGAAGGGAAGAAUGAACGGCCUGUUUUACAAGCUUAAAGUUAUUUAAGUACCUGAUAGUCUAAUAAUUUUAAACAGAAAUGGAUCUUAUUUUGUUAAUGAUAAGGUGCAAUGGAGUUAAUUAAGAAUAUACAAGUGUGAGACAUGAUGAGAAUUUAAGAGAGUAGUGGAUAUUUAUCACAAGAUUGUGAAUUUGAUCUUGUGUCUGGUGUUAAAAAUUAGGUCAUUUAAUAAAUUAUUUUGGAAAAAUUCAGAAUUAAUUAACAUCAAUCUUUUUUAUCUUUUUAAUGCGAUUUUAGCAUUAUUAAAUUAUCUAUAAUAUAAAAAUGAAUCCUUGAAUGUAUUGCUAAGGCAAAUCUCGAGAACCGAUUUCACUAAUUCUUUUUUAAGAAUAUUCCUAGAAGAACGAAGAUGGUUCUUACAUAGAAAAAAAUUUAAAAAUUGCCUGAAAAUGUCUAAAAACAACAAUUCUACAUUCCCAUUCAAACGAUUCAUAAUGACACUUAAAAGACAAUUUGAACUUUAAUACCAUACCAUAAAGUUCAAAUGUUAGUAGAGGUCGUGGGAAGACAAAACAAUUGAAUGACGUGGCAUGUGACACAUAUUGCCUUACUACUGCAAAAAUAAAUCCAAUAUUGUAAUUA